Messenger RNA from Drosophila innubila, 6028 nucleotides. RefSeq lists its product as uncharacterized. Lineage: Eukaryota; Metazoa; Arthropoda; Insecta; Diptera; Drosophilidae. The coding region runs from base 841 to 5442 and encodes 1533 amino acids. The transcript is spliced from 15 exons. Gene Ontology annotation, biological process: regulation of ARF protein signal transduction. Gene Ontology annotation, molecular function: protein binding; guanyl-nucleotide exchange factor activity; phospholipid binding. The record is from RefSeq and is a predicted model, not a curated record.
CAGAAGGCGUCCGUGGUGUUCGGUUCGCGAGUCGCGCAUCCGUAUCAGAUUUUUUUCAAAAUUAAUUAAUGAAUUUUAAUUAAUUAAAUGUAUUCCCAGUAGAGCUUAUAUCAUUUAGCCAACAAAAUGCUUACGGUCGCCGGAAUGAUUGGCUAAGUCUGCGAGCCGCGGCAGUGGCAGAACAGCAGCAGCGACUGCGGCAAAGUGUGUGUUGAAAGUGGAGAGAGAAAAAGUCUCAGUAAAAAGAAAAAACCGAAAAUUUUUAACAAGUUUUAGGUUUGUAGAUGCGGCAGUUGAAAAAUUGCGCUAAAAGAAAGUGACGCUAGCCAAAAGCAGCAAAUGAAUUGUUAAAUAUGAUCAACAAAAUACAAGCAGUCAAUUUUUAAGUUGUAAAUGUGUUGUGUCUGUGCCUCCGUUGUUGUGUGAGCGUGUGUGUGUACGUUUCGUGUAUCGGUGUGCGUUUGUGCCUGCGUGUAAGUGAAAUAAAAAAGCAAUUGUAAAUGAGUGCGCGAAGAAGUUGUGAAGUGGCGGCAGCGACUGCCAAGCCCAAAACUUCAGUCAAGCAUUUCGAGAAGGAACGCUAAAAUAUAUAUGAAUAUAUGUAUAAAAAAAAGAAAUUAAACCAAAAGUGCAAAUGACGACAGUCCCAACACGUUGGCAAAUUAAAUAAAAGUAAAAACAUAAAUACGUAAGUGAACAGCGGUCGGCAGUUCCAGGUGGUCAGCGAACAACACCAACAACAACACACACCCGCACAGGGAGCGGCUAUAGCAGCAACAGAAGCAGAGGCAGAGCAGCAGCAGAAGCAGAAGGCGACAACGACAGCGUCAGCGUCGCUCAAUGACCGAGGAAUUGAAAGUGGUGCUGCGUCGCAGUAGCAGCGAGCAGCAUUCCGGUUUCGGGUUUUCGCUGCUCGGCACAACUGGACCGCCGCAUGUCAUCUACGACAUUGUCGAGAAUUCGCCGGCUGCCGAUUGCGGUGCGGUUGAAGCUGGCGACGUUAUUCUAAAAGUCAAUAACAUCGAUGUGCAUCGCUAUACAACGAAGGAAGUGCUCAAAUGUCUAAGGCUGUCGGAGAACUUAGUAACCUUGGAGCUGAAACGAGAUCCCAAGUUGAAGGCGCGCAUUAAAGAGCAGUUGGCCAACACGCAGAGUCCGCAUUACGUGGACAUUGAAUCUCCCAUCAACAUCUACGAUUACAGCAGCAGUGCGAACGCCUCUCCGAAGCAUCAGCGUCAUCACAAUAGGGGCGCAACCCCGCCCACAAAUGCUGGUUCGCCGGCGCUGAAAUAUAAGUCGCCCACGCAUUUGCCUUCGUUGCGCCAGAAUUCGCCGACAACAACGGGAAUACAAACAAUUGCCGCAUCGUCAACAACAACAACAUCGCACACACACAGUCGCAACUCAUCCGCCAGCUCGACCAAGAUUCAAAUGGUGGAAUCGACAACGAUCACAACAAGCAUAAGCAACAGCAACAUUGCCACAUCGCCAACAGCUGGAGGUGGAGGUGGAGACGCCACCUCGCCGACAUUUCGACCCUCACGCAUUCCACAAGCUCUCAAAUCGGUUGCUGCCCCCAAGCAGAUGCCACAAGUGCAGUCGCCACAGCAUAAGCGUCCACGGCCAUCACAGAUCCCAACAAAAGCAGCCAACGGCAACGGAUUGCAGCCUCCGCUCCAGCAUUCAAACAGUUACAGCGGCAGUCCGGCCGUUAACCGGCAACGUUUUACGGAUCGGGAGCCAGAGCCGGAGCCCAAUUCGGCACCGCCUCAGCCAGCAAAGGCGCCACGCUUUGAGGCAUAUAUGAUGACUGGUGAUCUGAUAUUGAAUCUAUCAAAAACGCCCCAAUCCAGCAGUUUACUCACGGCCCAAGCCAAGAAGGUGGACAGUUUGCGAGAUUUUCCCAAACGCAAUCUGGCGAAUGCACGUGCCAAUGGCGCUUUAGCACCACGUGCCUCUGGCGAAUCGUCGCCGACAUCUUCCUCAUCGGUGGACUCGCCCACCAACACGGCCAGCUCGGAUUCGGUGAAACGGGACGCCAAGCUACAGCGUUGCCAACAGCAGCAGCAGCAACAGCAACGUGACAGCAUCAACAAUAGCUAUAAUCGUAGGGACUCGUUGACCAAUGAUACGUUGCUGAUGUGUGAGGAACUGGAGCGGGAUGAGGAUGCCACAGUUGAUUACGAUGACAAUAAACGGCAGCAGCAACGGCAACAGCAGCAGCAGCAACAACAGCAACAGCGCUAUCGACAACAACAACAUCAGCAGCAGCAACAACAACAACAGCGUUAUGAAUACUACCAAAACGAGGAUGAACUGGAGGCAGAUCCAGAAGAACGGGAAGAGGAUCAAACACAUUACGACAUCACAAACAUCGAGACGUAUCAGAGUGGACUUGGACGUGGCGACGAGGACGACAGCGAUCGUCAGUGUCUGGUUGAUGAUGACGACGACGAUGAUUACAACGAGGAGGACAACGAUGCCGGCGAUGAGGAGUACUCGACAAAUUCACUGGGAUCUGGCACUGGCUCCGCUAAGCAGCGAAUGCGUGCGCUGAAACAACGUAGCGUUGUGAGGCAACAACAGCAAAGGAAUCGCGAUGCCAUCGAUUGUGCCGCACGUGCCACAGCUGGCUAUUCCGCCUCAACAUCCAACUCAUCCGGCACGGUUAAGAGCGAGGCUGUCUUGGGUCUGUGCCAAGACGAAACAUCCUUCUCAGUGCCAACAUCACCCAUUUCGCUGUCGGCGCCUCUCAUUGAUAAGGAGACGGCCAGUUCAGUGCCCACGAGUCCGGAGCCCAGUUCGUUGGCAGUCGAGUCGAGCAAUGCUGCCGCUGGCAGUGGUGGUGCCGUUGUGGUGCGACGCCACAAUGGGCAUGUGGUGCGGAAGUGCGAUGCUGCCGGUUUUCGCACCAGCAAAUCCGAGGAUCACCUGCAGCAGGUACAGCGCGAGGGCAUUGCGGCUGUGAUACCCAUCGAUAUUGAUGAGGACGUGAAUAGCUCGCUGAACACACUGCUGGAUACACGUCAUGACUCGGAGGAUUCGCAGGCAUCGAAUCGUGAUCGCAUCGUGUGGACUUACAAUGCGCCAUUGCAGCCGCAUCAGUUGCAACAACUGCAACAACAGCAGCAACUACAACAGCAGCAGCAGCAGCAACAACAACAAUACUACGGUCAGCAAUCGCAUUCAAAUUCACAUUCACAUUCAAGUUCCAUUAGUUCAUCACCACAAGAUUCGGCAGCCGGCAGUCCGGCCUCACCCACAUCGGUGUCCUCUUCGGUGAUGUCGUCGUCGGGCUCAAAGAGCGCACAUAAUCAACAGCAACAGCAGCAAAAUCAGCAGCAGCGAGAACAACAGCAGCAACAACAGCAGCGAGAACAACCAUCUGUUGCCAUGCCGGGUCUGUUGGGCUGCCCUAAUGGUGGUGGAGCUAAUGGUGCUGGUGGUGCUUGUGGUGGUAGUGGUAGUGGUGGUGGUGGUGGUGCUUAUAAUAAUGGUGGUGGUGGUGGUAGUGGUUUUGGCAACGAUCAAAGCGUCUCAGAGGCCAUUUCAAAUAUCUCUAGUCCCGACUAUCAAGACGACGAUAACUUAUUGAGUUCUCGCGAUAUUCUAGGCGGCAUGGUACUUAGCGAUCCCAGCGACUCGGACUCCACCAUCCUUGUCUCGGACGCGGCGGCACAGCAGCGACAACAACAGCAACAGAUCAAGCAACAAUUGCGCGCCCAACAACAACAGCGGGAGCGUGAUCGUGACCGUGAUCGGGAGCGUGAUCAGUCGGAGCACAAGUUGGUUAUACAAGUGCGGGGAAUGGACAAUAGCCAUACAAGCAACGUCACACGCUCCGAAGAUGAUGGCACAACAUUAACCGAGGAGCCAUUAACGGCAAUUGGAGCACGUGACGCCUCGCCGCCUGUUUCGGAUGAUGGCAGUGAUGUGGAGUCACUGCACUCGUAUCACUACUCGCCCAAGGCUGUGGACAUGCCCUCGGCCAUUCGACUGGCCAAAAGACUGUACUCCCUCGACGGUUUCAAGAAGAGCGACGUGUCGCGGCAUCUCAGCAAAAACAACGACUUUAGCCGCGCGGUGGCUGAUGAGUAUCUGAAGCAUUUUAAUUUUGAAAAGAAAUCUCUGGACCAGGCGCUGCGUGAGUUUCUGCAGCAAUUCUCACUGUCUGGCGAGACACAGGAGCGCGAACGUGUGCUCGUACAUUUCUCGAAACGAUUCCUUGACUGCAAUCCCGGCACCUUUAACUCUCAGGAUGCUGUCCACACGCUGACCUGUGCCAUUAUGUUGCUUAACACGGAUCUGCAUGGCCAAAAUAUGAAUCGCAAGAUGAGCUGCGCCGAGUUUGUGGAUAAUCUGGCCGAUCUCAAUGAUGGCGAGAACUUUCCCAAGGAUGUGCUCAAGUAUUUGUAUCAAGCCAUCAAAACAAAGCCAUUGGAAUGGGCGCUGGACGAAGAGCCGACUGAUCCUCAACAGCAGCGGGCAAACAACAAUAGUCCAUUGACUGGCGUCAGUCAAAAUCCCUUCCUGGAUGCACCCGAGUCCGCCACAGCCGUGGAGUAUAAAAAGGGUUAUGUGAUGCGUAAAUGCUGCUACGACACCAGCAACAAGAAAACACCCUUUGGUAAACGCUCUUGGAAAAUGUUCUUCAUCACACUGCGCGAUCUUGUUUUGUAUCUGCAUAAGGACGAGCACGGUUUUCGCAAGAGUCAAAUGUCUGACAAUCUGCACAAUGCAAUACGCAUACAUCACGCACUGGCCACCAUGGCCAAUGACUACACCAAGAAACAACAUGUGUUCCGGCUGCAAACAGCCGAUCAGGCCGAGUAUCUGUUUCAAACCAGCGACUCGAAGGAGCUGCACUCCUGGGUAGAGACCAUUAACUAUGUGUGUGCAGCAUUUUCAGCGCCGCCUCUAGAAGGUGGCGUCGGUAGCCAAAAGCGUUUUCAGCGCCCACUCUUGCCCAGUGCCCAGACAAAGCUGUUGAUGAAGGAGCAGCUGGAAUCGCAUGAGUUGCAGGUGGCACAGUUGAAGCAUGAGUUGAAGGAGCAUCAAAAGACGCCCGUGCCCAGCAAGGGAUUGCCGCUGCAGAACUUCAAGGAGAAGGAAAGUUACUUGCAAUAUGAACUGCGUCGCUAUGAAUCCUAUGUAAGCAUUCUGACCGCCAAGCUAAUUGCGGAUCAGCAACCUUUGGAGUUGCAAUGUCAGCAGGCAACGCAAGCAACGCUCGAAGAGGACGCAGAUACAUUCCCUGUGAGCACGGGCAGCACGCCCACAACGCCACAAAGUACUCAUACUCAACAGCAGCAGCAGCAGCAACAACAACAACAGCAGCAGCAACAGUUGCCGCAGUCAACCAACAGCAGAUGGUUCGACGGCGCCUGCUGUUGUCUUGCGCCCUGGCGGCAUUUACUCUCCUAUUUCCAAAGCCAUCAUUGAACAUUUGAAACAUGUAUACAUUUGCUUAGCAAACAAGAAAAAAAAUACAAACUGCACACAUACAACAAAACAACAUCAACAACCACGACAACAACAACUACAACAAGAGCAACAAUUGCACUUGGAAGGCACAACCUAUCUGCAACAACAACAAGAACAACUCUGUUAACUCUCUCUUAAAUGGCUCGCCCUAAAUAAAAGAAAAGAAAAAGAAAUAAUUACGCUUUUUCGUUUCGCUAUUGAUUUUUGAUCAUUUCAAACGACACACACAAUCACACAAACACAACGGCCAAUUGCCCAUGUUUACACACCACUCGCACACCAAUACAUCACUCACAUACAGGAAAGGAUACGGUAAAAGGGGCUUAUCCGGGGUAAGGGAGAGGCAAGGGAAGGGAAGGGAAGGGGAGAGAGAUUCACUCACGCGUUGCGGCAGUGCCGUGGGGCGCCUAACAGUCUGCCAAUUAUUCAGAAUUUAUGUACAUUUCUUAAGCUACAUAACAUUAUGAUUAUGACUAUUUGUAAUUCAAGUUGUUAAAGGGUAUUAAGGUCCUAUUGCAAAAUGGUCGUUCAACAGAAAUCUCGU